This is a messenger RNA of Caenorhabditis sp. 36 PRJEB53466, 733 nucleotides long. Lineage: Eukaryota; Metazoa; Nematoda; Chromadorea; Rhabditida; Rhabditidae. The record is from the annotation of a GenBank genome assembly.
AUGAUUCUGGUAUUUCUAGCACUGAUCACACCUUCUGAAGCUGAGCAGUUCAAAUUCAGUGAUAAACUUCUUGGUUGUGGAAUUUUGGUCAGUCUGCUCUCUACACGAUUUCACAAACAAAAAUUUGUAGUCUGGAGACUUUCGAAAUGAGUACGUAAAUCUCACGUUUCCUCUUCAACCAAGAGAGUCAAUAAUUUGGAAUGGAACCGUUUGGAACAAUGCGUCAUCGUAAGACUGAUUUCUGCUCGGAUUGGAUUGACUUCUUCUUUUAUAGGGUCAAACUGAACAUCUUGUUCCCAGGGCAUACGAUUCCAUUCCAUAUGAGAUCAACUCUGAGCCAGAACAGAACCGGAUACCACGUGUACUUCAACAACCGCUGGGACUACGACUCGGAAGAGUUCGAGUCAGGGAAAACAUUUGAAAGUGGGAAACCGUUUCAAGUGAAAACGAUGUAAGCAUCAAAAGGAAUCCAGACUUUCAAAAGUGGAGCAUUGUUUUCAGAUACACUGGCCACACUUUUAUUGUGUAUUUCAAUGACUAUUUGGUCCACAUUCAGAUAAUGACUACCGACCCGUGUAUUCCGCUCACAAGCAUCCAUGCUGAUGGUGAUCUGUCUACUAACUGGAUCAGCCGAAUAUGUGCUCCUGCCAAAGCGCAAAUAAUUCGCUCGACGAAGUCUUCUCAAUUCACAUGUGACUGUUCAAAUGUCUGUUCGGUUCCAAAGAUUACUUGA